Molecule: messenger RNA, 5379 nt
Organism: Paramecium sonneborni
Lineage: Eukaryota; Ciliophora; Oligohymenophorea; Peniculida; Parameciidae
Source: the annotation of a GenBank genome assembly
AUGUAGAAGCAAUAAUAAGAGGAAUUAAAAAAGACCGAACUAUUUGCAGGAAAGUUUUUCUGUUAGUAUUAAAGUAAUGGAAAUCGGAUAGGGAAAUAAGAUAAAUUAAAAGUGAAAAUAAAAAUUUUUGAUUAGAAUAAAAAAAUAUCAUAAUUGAAGAAAAAAUUGUAUGUUGUUAGCAGUAACUUAAAUCCUAAUGAUUAAGAGAGGAUUGUUUGUAGAGUAAGAAAGGAAAAAGAAUAAAUUAAAAAAGUAUAUAAUAAUCAUGGUAAAAUUUUACACCUAUAUGAUGAAAUAUGGUUUUUUUUAUUAAAUGCUGAUUAUGUGAAAUUAGUUGUAAAAAUAAUGAAAUUGAAUGAAUGUAUGCCUUAAAUUGCUGAAAUCUCAGUUUAUAUUACAUAAUUAGCUAUAGAUGAUGAUUACGAAUUGAAGAUAGCUAGAUAAAAUAAGACCACAGAAUAAGAAAAAAUUUUAGAAGAAAAUUAAUUGGAGUUGUUAAAAUAUGCAAGACUGUCUAUGUUAUUGAUGUUUGACUUUAUGAAUGUAUCAAUAGAAGAAAAUUGUUUAAUUAAACAGAGUAAAUAAUUUAAGAUUUUUUUUGCUCAAUAUUGCUACUUUUUUUAGAAAUCUAAAAAAAAUUUUUAAGUGAGGAGUUUAUUUAAAUCAUAUCACAGGCCUAUUAUAGAGAAACGAUAACAACAAUAAUUUGAGAAUUAUCUUAAUAAUAAGAGAUUUAGUAAUAAUUUAUUUGAAAAAUCUUUGAUCUAAAUCUUAGCACUUUAUUAAACAGAUUCUUUGAGUUAUAUUUCUCAAUAUAAAAAGCAAUUUUCUCCAUUUUUGGAAGAGAUUAAUCCAAUUAAUCAUGUAUUAUUUUAAAGAAUAGGUUUAGAAUUUUUUGAAUUAGUGAAAACAUUUAUAAAGCGAUCCAAAAAUUCAAUUUCGAAUUAUUUAGUAGAAUCUUAUGAUGAUUAUGUCUUAAAGACAGUAUUUUUAUGCACCCAAUAGUUAUAUCAAAAAAUUUAGCAAGAUCCUAUUUAUAAUAAUUAACAUAAGAAUUUAAUUAAAGUUAGAAAAUUAAUAACAAAUGCAUUAAGUAAAUUUAAUAAAGAUAAAUUCUUAUUAUUAAGUGAUCAUAAUCUAAAAAUAUACUAAUAUUAAAAGAAUGCAAUUUAUGAUUUAUAUUUUAUUGAUUUUAAAGUACAUCAUAGAUAGAGUAAUUAUAAUGAUUUUUUUGAUUUCAGAUACUAUUAAAAUUAAAUGAAUUAAGGAUACAGUGAAAUAGAAAAUAUGUUUAAAGAGAAGCAUUUUAAGAAAUCAAGGAAAAAAUAAAAUACUAGAGUGUAAAUUUAGAAGAGAAUAAAAAGGAUAUAAAUGACAUAUUUAUUUUUAAUAAUUUGAUUUUUGAAGAAUAAGAGACACCAUAAUUAAUGAUUUCUAAACUUAAGAAACAUUAAAAGGAAGCAUUAUUUUGGAUGCUUUAUAGAGAAGGAAGAAUAAAGGAUAAUAAAUUUUAAUAGAAGUAACGUUUGUCUCCAUUAUGGCAGGAGUAUAAAUUAUUAGGUGGUGAAUCAUUAUUUGUGAACAUGUUUACAGGUAAGGUAUCUAAAGAGAUAGUAGUACUUUAAGAAACUAAAGGUGGUAUUUUAGCAGAAGAAAUGUGUUUGGGAAAAACUUUAAUGGCUUUAGCAUUAAUUUUGGAAACUCUUAAUAAUGAGAAUUAAAUUCUUAUUGUUGUACCUAAAUCAGUAUUAAAAUAAUGGGAAAAUGAAAUUACUAUACAUUCUAAGCCAGAUAGUUGAAAAGUUUUAGUAUAGUAUAAAAAUAAAGACAGAAAGAACAAGUAAAUAGAUAUUAAGAGCUAUAAUAUUAUAUUAACUACUUAUGCAAUAUUGAGUAUAGAUUAUUAAAUUUGGAGUCAAAUUAAUAAUAUUAAUCUUGAAUAAGAUAGUGAAGCUAAUUAGACUGUUAAUUUUGCUGAAAGAAUUUAUUCUAAUGAACAAUCCAGUGAUUUCUCUCAUUCGAUUGAUAUAUAUGACAACAGUAGCUCUGAAGAUGAUUAAUAAAAUUAAUCUUCUAUUAAUCCUACAUAUUAAUUCUUAAAUGAGAAGAGAAAAAAAAGAAAGUUAAUAAAAAAAAGAAAUCAAAUUAUAAUAAAAGAUGGAGAAAAUUGAAAAAGAAAAGUAGAAAAAAUAAUUAAGUGAUGAAAAAUUAGAGAAAGCAAAAGAUCAUUUUAAUUUAUUUAAAUAAAAAUACCAUAGAGUUAUUUUAGAUGAAGCUCAUAAUAUUAAAACUAGAUAAACAUUACAAUCAAAAAGUGCUAAUGCUUUAGAGGCUGAUUAUAGGUGGUGCUUAACAGGUACUCCUAUGUAAAAUAAACAUGAUGAUUUAUUUGCUUUAAUUUAAUUUCUUAAAGUUGAAACUUUCUCUCAAUAGUAAUUUAAUUUAUUUGAUUUUUAGUUUUUGGUGGAAUACAUAUAUAAAUAAAGAAGAAAAUGAAGAAGAUUAAAUAAGAAUAUUAUCUUAAAUUUUAUAACCUAUUAUACUAAGGAGAACGAAAAAUUCUUAAAGAUUUGAUGGUUUAAAUUAAGUUGAAGAAGAAAUUUGCUGGGUGGAGCUAAAUGAAAAAGAAAAAAUACUCUAUUAAAAAUUAUUACAAGGUUCUUAAGAUAUAUUUAAACAUUUUACUAUUGGAAAGAAUAAUAAAUCUUAUGUUCAUAUCUUUUAAAUAAUUAAUAAAUUAAAAUUAGCAUGUAAUCACCCUCAAUUAGCCUUAAAAGAAAUUAAUUUAGAUAAAACACCAAUGGAAGAAAUUAUAACAAAAUUAAUUUAUUUUUUAAAAUUAAAUAAUAAAGUACAAAUAUGACAGAUUUAUACAAAAAAUCAUUAAUUGAAAAUAUAAGAAAUGGAGACAUAUAAGAAUGUGAAAUUUGUAAAAAUGAUUAAAUUGANCUUUGAUCUAAAUCUUAGCUCUUUAUUAAACAGAUUCUUUGAGUUAUAUUUCUCAAUAUAAAAGCAAUUUUCUCCAUUUUUGGAAGAGAUUAAUCCAAUUAAUCAUGUAUUAUUUUAAAGAAUAGGUUUAGAAUUUUUGAAUUAGUGAAAACAUUUAUAAAGCGAUCCAAAAAUUCAAUUUAGAAUUAUUUAGUAGAAUCUUAUGAUGAUUAUGUCUUAAAGACAGUAUUUUUAUGCACCCAAUAGUUAUAUCAAAAAAUUUAGCAAGAUUCUAUUUAUAAUAAUUAACAUAAGAAUUUAAUUAAAGUUAGAAAAUUAAUAACAAAUGCAUUAAGUAAAUUUAAUAAAGAUAAAUACUUAUUAUUAAGUGAUCAUAAUCUAAAAAUAUACUAAUAUUAAAAGAAUGCAAUUUAUGAUUUAUAUUUUAUUGAUUUUAAAGUACAUAGUAGAUAGAAUAAUUAUAAUGAUUUUUUUGAUUUCAGAUACUAUUAAAAUUAAAUGAAUUAAGGAUAUAGUGAAAUAGAAAAUAUGUUUAAAGAGAAGCAUUUUAAGAAAUCAAGGAAAAAAUAAAAUACUAGAGUGUAAAUUUAGAAGAGAAUAAAAAGGAUAUAAAUGACAUAUUUAUUUUUAAUAAUUUGAUUUUUGAAGAAUAAGAGACACCAUAAUUAAUGAUUUCUAAACUUAAGAAACAUUAAAAGGAAGCAUUAUUUUGGAUGCUUUAUAGAGAAGGAAGAAUAAAGGAUAAUAAAUUUUAAUAGAAGUAACGUUUGUCUCCAUUAUGGCAGGAGUAUAAAUUAUUAGGUGGUGAAUCAUUAUUUGUGAACAUGUUUACAGGUAAGGUAUCUAAAGAGAUAGUAGUACUUUAAGAAACUAAAGGUGGUAUUUUAGCAGAAGAAAUGUGUUUGGGAAAAACUUUAAUGGCUUUAGCAUUAAUUUUGGAAACUCUUAAUAAUGAGAAUUAAAUUCUUAUUGUUGUACCUAAAUCAGUAUUAAAAUAAUGGGAAAAUGAAAUUACUAUACAUUCUAAGCCAGAUAGUUGAAAAGUUUUAGUAUAUUAUAAAAAUAAAGACAGAAAGAACAAGUAAAUAGAUAUUAAGAGCUAUAAUAUUAUAUUAACUACUUAUGCAAUAUUGAGUAUAGAUUAUUAAAUUUGGAGUCAAAUUAAUAAUAUUAAUCUUGAAUAAGAUAGUGAAGCUAAUUAGACUGUUAAUUUUGCUGAAAGAAUUUAUUCUAAUGAACAAUCCAGUGAUUUCUCUCAUUCGAUUGAUAUAUAUGACAACAGUAGCUCUGAAGAUGAUUAAUAAAAUUAAUCUUCUAUUAAUCCUACAUAUUAAUUCUUAAAUGAGAAGAGAAAAAAAAGAAAGUUAAUAAAAAAAAGAAAUCAAAUUAUAAUAAAAGAUGGAGAAAAUUGAAAAAGAAAAGUAGAAAAAAUAAUUAAGUGAUGAAAAAUUAGAGAAAGCAAAAGAUCAUUUUAAUUUAUUUAAAUAAAAAUACCAUAGAGUUAUUUUAGAUGAAGCUCAUAAUAUUAAAACUAGAUAAACAUUACAAUCAAAAAGUGCUAAUGCUUUAGAGGCUGAUUAUAGGUGGUGCUUAACAGGUACUCCUAUGUAAAAUAAACAUGAUGAUUUAUUUGCUUUAAUUUAAUUUCUUAAAGUUGAAACUUUCUCUCAAUAGUAAUUUAAUUUAUUUGAUUUUUAGUUUUUGGUGGAAUACAUAUAUAAAUAAAGAAGAAAAUGAAGAAGAUUAAAUAAGAAUAUUAUCUUAAAUUUUAUAACCUAUUAUACUAAGGAGAACGAAAAAUUCUUAAAGAUUUGAUGGUUUAAAUUAAGUUGAAGAAGAAAUUUGCUGGGUGGAGCUAAAUGAAAAAGAAAAAAUACUCUAUUAAAAAUUAUUACAAGGUUCUUAAGAUAUAUUUAAACAUUUUACUAUUGGAAAGAAUAAUAAAUCUUAUGUUCAUAUCUUUUAAAUAAUUAAUAAAUUAAAAUUAGCAUGUAAUCACCCUCAAUUAGCCUUAAAAGAAAUUAAUUUAGAUAAAACACCAAUGGAAGAAAUUAUAACAAAAUUAAUUUAUUUUUUAAAAUUAAAUAAUAAAGUACAAAUAUGACAGAUUUAUACAAAAAAUCAUUAAUUGAAAAUAUAAGAAAUGGAGACAUAUAAGAAUGUGAAAUUUGUAAAAAUGAUUAAAUUGACACAUUUUGUUUAUCAUCUUGUGGUCAUGUAUUCUGUCGAAAGUAAUCUAUAAAAUAAUAAUUAAAUAGAUGUUUUACUCAAAUUAUUAAUUAAUAGUCAUUGUGUCCAUAAUGCAGAAUGAAUUUAUCAAUUAAUGAUUUAAUCGAAAUCAAAAUUGAUAAUGAGACUGAAUCCGAGGAUUUAAAGACAUUGAAAUAUGGUAAUAGAAGGUCUUAAUAUUCACACAAUCAAUCGAUAUGA